This is a messenger RNA of Prorocentrum cordatum, 246 nucleotides long. The record is from the annotation of a GenBank genome assembly. NCBI's taxonomy places the organism in Eukaryota, Dinophyceae, Prorocentrales, Prorocentraceae.
GCCCUGGCGGAGCUGGCUUGGUCGGGCGUGCCGCAGGGGCUCAGCCGUCGAGAGGUAUGGCAGCUGCUGCUCGGCUACAGGCCGCUCACCCGCGAGCGGGCCGCCGCCGCGCUGCAGCGGAAGCGGGCGGAGUACGUCGACCUGCGGCGGAGCCUGUACGACGCCUCGCCCGCGGUCCAGCGGGCUGUGGGCGUGGACGGCGUGCCGGCGGUAGAGCAGGGCGAGCGCGCCAGGGACGACGGCGAG